Messenger RNA from Durio zibethinus, 1543 nucleotides. RefSeq names its product cytokinin riboside 5'-monophosphate phosphoribohydrolase LOG1-like. Gene Ontology annotation, molecular function: hydrolase activity, hydrolyzing N-glycosyl compounds. Gene Ontology annotation, cellular component: nucleus; cytosol. The record is from RefSeq and is a predicted model, not a curated record. Lineage: Eukaryota; Viridiplantae; Streptophyta; Magnoliopsida; Malvales; Malvaceae. Gene Ontology annotation, biological process: cytokinin biosynthetic process.
GGGAAAUAUCUCAUGAGACGAGAAGUUGAGAGACGUGAUGUGUUGGAGUGUGGGGGCAGUGGGGGCUUUGAUUUGAUAUAAAAAAGGGGGCCAAUGACACUAAUUUUCAUUCCCAACCCUUAACUUUUGGGCUUUGGUUGUUCAAGAGAUUGCUGACUGCUCUAACGCUAAAAACACAUUCCUUUUGGGUUCUUUUCUCACACCAUAAAGAAGAGAGAAAAAAAAAAAAAACUAUUUGAAGCAAAAUUAUAGUGGUUUCAAGCCUUUCCUGUUAUGGAAAAUCAACAACUCUACCUUCACCACCACCUCCAACACCAGCAACAACAACAGCAGCAGCAGCUACAACGUCAAGCUAAUUCCAUGAAGUCAAGAUUCAGACGUGUCUGUGUCUUUUGUGGUAGCAGCCCUGGCAAGAAUCCUAGCUACCAGCUUGCUGCUAUUCAGCUUGGCAAACAACUGGUUGAAAGGAACAUUGACUUGGUUUAUGGAGGAGGAAGCAUUGGUUUAAUGGGACUGGUCUCUCAAGCUGUCUUUGAUGGAGGUCGCCACGUGUUGGGGGUAAUUCCCAAGACUCUCAUGCCAAGAGAGAUUACAGGCGAGACAGUGGGAGAAGUAAGAGCUGUGUCAGGCAUGCACCAACGUAAAGCUGAAAUGGCUCGCCAAGCUGAUGCCUUUAUUGCCUUACCAGGUGGCUAUGGAACCUUGGAAGAACUCCUGGAAGUGAUCACUUGGGCUCAGCUAGGAAUCCAUGACAAACCAGUGGGAUUGUUAAAUGUUGAUGGGUUCUACAACUCACUCUUAUCAUUCAUAGACAAGGCUGUUGAUGAAGGUUUCAUAGCACCAGCUGCCCGUGACAUAAUUGUCUCUGCCCAAACUGCCCAAGAACUCAUGUGCAAGCUCGAGGAGUAUGAACCUAAACAUUCUGGGGUAGCCUCCAAGCUAAGCUGGGAAAUGGAGCAACAAUUGGGUUUCACAGCAAAAUCAGACAUUGCUCGUUGACCCUUCAUCACAUUCAUUCACACAUGAUCGACAAUUUUAUGACCGUAGAUUCUUACCCCAAUAUACAACAACAACAACAACAACAACCUUGUAGAUGCAAGCUCCGAAAGACAAAUGCCGUUUGCCACCACAGUUUCUUUUAUUCAUCUGUGGAUCAUGCUGUGAAUUCUUUUUUGUUUGUUGUUAUUACUUACUAGUUUUCCUUUUUUUCCUUUGGUUAAUUCAAUUAGAAUCUGACCAGGACAAACAAUGUCAGUGACUUUAUUAGCUUCCUAAGUCGGUGAUUGCUAAUUCUGUAUAUUUUAUUGUUGUUUUCCUUUCUUGAAAUGAUGGGUUGUUACAAAUUGCUUUCAACAAAAGAGGUUGAUAGGGAUGGACCAGGAAACAGGGAAAGAACCAGCUGAAGAAAAAACAGGAAAUAUCCAGCAAACAAUGUUUCCUCAACCUUCAGUACUUUCUAUUAGGCUAUUAAUUUAAGCUUUGAAUUAUGAUUAUAAAAACCAUUAAAUUCAGUUUGAAAUUAAGCUUUGAAUUUUAAGGCUAC